AUGGGAAACCUUCCUCCCCAGACAGAGGGCCCUGAAAAGCAGCCACAAAACGCCACGCAAAGGAAGACAUUCGAUACCUUGCUCAAACACUUCACUGUCAAGUUAGAGGACGUCAAGCAGCAAAGAUGGUGGACGCUGGUCACCCCUGCGUUUAGCCACAUCCAGACCUAUCACAUCGUGGGCAACUUGUUCGCCUUCUCCACAUUUUCGAGGAUGCUACUCUGGUAUGGAAUUGCUCCUCUGCGUUAUGGAGAACUAAUUCUGGUCUCCGCCGUCGCGGGUAAUGCGGCAUUCUUGUACCAGGCUUCUCAGAGACAGCGCCAAAAGAACCGAAACCGCUCGCUGCAAUCAAGAGCGCUUGGCCUGUCGGCGGUAGUCAUGGGUCUGGGUGCUACGGUGUCGUUGGCCACUCCCAAAGCCAAGGUUCUUCUUUUCGGCGCCGUUCCAAUCCCAGUCUGGCUGCUGAUGGUGCUGUACGCCGCUUACGACUCUGCAAGACUAGAGGACCAAACCUCGACUGUCGGGCACGCGGCACAUCUCGGUGGAGCUGCUUCCGGGGCCAUCUUCUAUCUGGUCGCGCUGCGGAGCAAAGCAGCGCUUCCGUUUGCCUGGAUGUUCAGAUCAUAA
Cladophialophora bantiana CBS 173.52 is the source of this 627-nucleotide messenger RNA. RefSeq lists its product as uncharacterized. Gene Ontology annotation, cellular component: membrane. Bases 1 to 627 code for a protein of 208 amino acids. The record is from RefSeq and is a predicted model, not a curated record. NCBI's taxonomy places the organism in Eukaryota, Fungi, Ascomycota, Eurotiomycetes, Chaetothyriales, Herpotrichiellaceae. Gene Ontology annotation, molecular function: serine-type endopeptidase activity. The transcript has a single exon.